This is a messenger RNA of Scleropages formosus (Asian bonytongue), 620 nucleotides long. It is a transcript of the gene cox6a2, whose product is annotated as cytochrome c oxidase subunit 6A2. The record is from RefSeq and is a predicted model, not a curated record. The transcript has 4 exons. The coding region runs from base 168 to 482 and encodes 104 amino acids. Gene Ontology annotation, cellular component: mitochondrial inner membrane; respiratory chain complex IV. Gene Ontology annotation, molecular function: enzyme regulator activity. Lineage: Eukaryota; Metazoa; Chordata; Actinopteri; Osteoglossiformes; Osteoglossidae. Gene Ontology annotation, biological process: mitochondrial electron transport, cytochrome c to oxygen.
GGCCACCUCUCUGCCAAAUAUAAACUGGAGGAUUCUUGGCACGCGGACAGACUGCGAGGCCUGCUGGGGGCGGGAGGUGGGGAAACACACUUGAGCAGAGGCCGAAGGACACACAGACUGAAGGACGGACAGACAAAGAGGUGAAAAGGGGGAAGAGAAAGAGGACAAUGGCGCUGGCUUCCACCGCAACCCUGCUCAGACGAGCGUUUGCCUCUGCAGCAGCAGCUCACGGGGGUCACGAGGGAGGAGCAAGGACGUGGAAGAUCCUGACCUUCGUGGUGGCUCUGCCCGGAGUUGGCGUGUGCAUGGCCAACGCCUGGCUGAAGAUGCAGCACGGCUCCCACGACCCGCCCGAGUUCAUCUCCUACCCGCACCUGCGUAUCCGCACCAAGCCCUUCCCAUGGGGAGAUGGUAACCACUCCCUCUUCCACAACUCCCACACCAACCCCCUGCCCACCGGUUAUGAGGGACCCCACCACUGAGCACAGGGCCACCUGGCAUCCACCUGGCAAAAAACACUCACUGGGUAUCGCCACAUGGACAAACACAGCCAAACACAUCGUUCCCGGGGCCAACUGACCAAUGAUUAAUAAAUAAAAUCAAGCUGAUGUUGCAGUAAA